Messenger RNA from Ornithodoros turicata, 1301 nucleotides. RefSeq names its product caspase-7-like. Gene Ontology annotation, cellular component: cytoplasm. The coding region runs from base 203 to 820 and encodes 205 amino acids. Gene Ontology annotation, biological process: proteolysis; apoptotic process; positive regulation of neuron apoptotic process. The record is from RefSeq and is a predicted model, not a curated record. Lineage: Eukaryota; Metazoa; Arthropoda; Arachnida; Ixodida; Argasidae. The transcript is spliced from 6 exons.
UAUGCCUGGCAACGAGCCACUCUGAACCUUGCAUUAGUUCCUUGCGAUUGCGAGCUCGUGUUCGCAAAAGAACGUUCUGGACUAGUGGCAACCCCACACCCAAUAGAAUUAAUAUCUCCCUAUCGAUCUUUAUUUUAUGUGGGCGUGUAGGAGUACCUAAGGUACAAGGGGAUACAGUCUGAUCAGUUGCGGAACGAUCGACAUGGAGGACAAGCAAAGUAAAUGUCAUGCGGACGAGAUUCCCAGAGGAGAAAGAGGAAGCGGUCUCGAAAGCUUGUCACCUGUGUACGCUGACGAGGGAGAAGUCAAGUUGCAAGACAUCAGCAUACCCGAACAUUAUUCUCAUGAUGACAUCUGGUACAAGAUGGACAAUCUGAACGCAGGAAAAAAGUGUGGAAUAUGUGCCAUCAUAAAAGUUAAGAGUCCUGACACGCAAGAACAAUCGGGAGCUGAAGCAGACGCCAAGACCAUAGAAAGUGUAUUUGGUGGCGUCAUUGGCUUUGACGUUAAAGUUUACCACGCUUCCGCACCAGCGGAUAUCCGCGAAAAGCUCAAAACGUGUAAAGACUAUAUUGAGAAGGAUUCAUCGAGAGCAUCAGAUUGCUUCGCCUGCUUUGUGUUGGGUCACGGCAAGGAAGAUAUCACGUUCCCUUUCGGCGGCGAACUGAUUGACCUGGAAUACAUCUACGACCAGUUCAGUAACAAAGUCUGCACGAAGCUUCUUGGGAAACCCAAAUUGUUCUUCUUACACGUAAGCUUUUCUAUCGUAGCCUCAGGUAAUGCGACAAGCAUGCCGAGCAAAUGUGUAUUUAUACCAUAGAAUACAAGGCGGUUAUAUUUAUUAGAACAAGAAAAAAAAAGGAGGAAAGGUAAGCCAAACGCGACGUCGUCUUGCCAUUCCGAAGUAAAUAAAUAAAAGAAAACUAAAAUAAAAAGAAAAGAAUUAGGAAACAAAAGCUAAGCUAACAAACGAUGAAGGGGGAGUGAUGUAAAUUAAAGAAAAUGUUGGCCUUUAAAAAGAUGGCUAUCAAACGAUGAAAGAAGGGUGAGAUUGAAUAAAGAAAAGAUGACUUAAAAAAGCUGAAGUUCUUGCGUUGAGGGUGAGGGUGGGACACUGAAGAAUGAGACCUGUGCAGCUCAGGAACAUCAAAACUGUUGUCACAGAGCGCUGUGUGGGGUGUCGUACUGGGCCGAGCAGAGUGGCCAGAAAAAUGCCUGUGCAUCGCAGUUCGAGUAGGCGUCGUCUGAGCGUGACUCGAGGAGUGUCUAAUCUCAUUGUCGACGGGACAUGGAAUAUCAGC